AUGGCUUCCCAUGAUAGACCAGACUCGGAAGACCGGAUCGUGAAAGCACUGCAGGAGUUUACAACAUGCGAUGUCUCAGACGCGCUUGUCAAACUUGGCUUGCACCACGGCGGCUUCCUUCCGGGCAUCACGCUGUGGUCACCGCAGCGCCAGGACGGGCCUACCAAGAUAGUUGGGCCAGCGUAUACCGUCCAGUACGCACCGGCUGAGGACCCGAGGCCAAAGUGGCCCAGUCACUAUAUCGACUCCGUCCCGCCUGGUGCCGUCAUCCUUGUGACCUGCAGCCCCCGGACACCCAACGCUCUCUACGGCGGCCUGAUGAGCACCCGGGCUAAGGCGAGCGGAGCAGUAGGGUCUGUUGUUGAUGGUCGUUUUCGGGACGUGCAGGAGCAAAGGGACUUGGACUACCCAGUGUUCGCUCGCGGUGUUGGCACGACGCCUCCAGGUCCUCUGUUCAAAGUUGUUGCUGUCAACGAACCCGUAACUGUUUCCGACGAGGGUCAAGAGACCCAGGUUAAUCCCGAAGAUUACCUGAUUGGAGAUGUGAAUGGGGUUGUUGUGUUGCCCAGGACACAUGCCGAACACGCGCUGCCGCUCAUGGCGAAGCAGGUCGAGGCGGACUCCAAGAUGGCGGUGGAGAUCCAGAAGGGAAUGACAUUUACGGAGGCGAGCAAGCGAUUUAGGUCGUGA
This is a messenger RNA of Chaetomium strumarium, 690 nucleotides long. Its product is annotated as ribonuclease E inhibitor RraA/Dimethylmenaquinone methyltransferase. The transcript has 4 exons. The record is from RefSeq and is a predicted model, not a curated record. The coding region runs from base 1 to 690 and encodes 229 amino acids. Gene Ontology annotation, molecular function: 4-hydroxy-4-methyl-2-oxoglutarate aldolase activity; oxaloacetate decarboxylase activity. Lineage: Eukaryota; Fungi; Ascomycota; Sordariomycetes; Sordariales; Chaetomiaceae.